Danaus plexippus (monarch butterfly) is the source of this 5762-nucleotide messenger RNA. RefSeq names its product protein slit (gene sli). NCBI's taxonomy places the organism in Eukaryota, Metazoa, Arthropoda, Insecta, Lepidoptera, Nymphalidae. The transcript has 38 exons. Gene Ontology annotation, biological process: negative chemotaxis; axon guidance. The record is from RefSeq and is a predicted model, not a curated record. Gene Ontology annotation, molecular function: heparin binding; Roundabout binding; calcium ion binding. Bases 118 to 4644 code for a protein of 1508 amino acids.
CUCAUGCUCGUCGUGUGUUGACGUAUAAAUCGUUUUUGUGAAUACUGUUUUUGUGUUUGGUGUCAUAGUGAUUUAAAACAUUCAUAUACGCCGCCAUUAAUUGAAAAAUGCCGUAAGAUGUUGUUGAUAGUGCUGUCGUGCGUUCUGGCCGUGGGCGCCGCCUGUCCGUGGGCGUGCUCCUGCCGGCCAGGUGCCGCUGACUGCGCCCAUCGAGCCCUGCUCCACGCACCUCGAAGACUGCCAGUAGAUGCCCAUAGGCUAGAUCUUCAAGGCAACAAUAUAAGCAUCAUCUUCCAGAGCGACUUCCAGAACCUGAAGGAACUUAAGAUUUUACAAUUAUCAGAGAACCAAAUUCACACUAUAGAGAGAGAUGCGUUCUUGGAGCUGAACGUACUGGAGCGACUGAAACUGAGCAAUAAUCGACUCGGCCACAUACCUGAUGGUAUUUUUCUGAGAUUGAGGCAUCUACAACGUUUGGACUUAAGUCGCAACGAACUGACCGCUAUCAGCAGACGGACCUUCCGAGGUCUGACCGCGCUGAAAAGUCUACACUUGGAUGGAAACCAGCUCAAGUGCAUUGACGAAAAGGCGCUGGAACAUUUGAAAAGCUUGGAAGUCUUAACCCUGAAUAACAAUAACCUGACGUACCUAUCACUGGAGGCGGUGUCUGUCGCUCGUCUCCACACCCUGCGACUGUCGGACAAUCCGAUCGUGUGCGACUGUCGUGUCGCACGUCUGGCUGCGGCCGUACGCGCCGCUGGAAUACUCGGACUGGGAGCGAGAUGUCAGGCUCCAGCAACCUUGAGAGGAGCCAUGCUGACGGAGUUGGAAGCCCAAGAUUUAAUAUGCAACGGACCUAACUCCAUAGCGGAGUGUUCGUCAGAGCCGCGCUGUCCGCCCGCGUGCCGUUGUUCCACCGACGGCACCGUCGACUGCCGAGAGAAACUCCUCACAGAGCUGCCCACCACCAUACCGCACAGAGCCACUGAGAUCCGUUUAGAACAGAACGAGAUAACUGAAGUAGGCGCUGGCGCCUUCUCGGCCGUGAAGAGAGUCGCGCGCAUCGACCUGUCCAACAACAAGAUCGCCAAGAUGGCCGGCGACGCUUUCAACGGCCUAACACACCUGACUUCAUUAGUUCUCUAUGGGAACAAGAUAAAAGACCUGCCAUCAGGGAUCUUCCACGGGCUGACAUCGUUACAACUGCUGUUGCUCAAUUCAAACGAGAUAAGUUGCGUCCGUAAAGACACGUUCAGGGACUUGCAGAGUCUAAAACUACUAUCUCUCUAUGACAACAACAUCAGGUCGCUUCCGAACGGAACCUUCGAUUCACUCACCGGGAUACAAACUUUGCACUUGGGUCGUAAUCCGUUUUCCUGCGACUGCUCGCUGCGCUGGCUGGGCGCCUACCUCCGCCGGAACCCCAUCGAGACCUCGGGCGCCAAAUGCGAUUCUCCCAAGAGGAUGAACAGGAAACGAAUCGACGCUCUGAGGGACGAGAACUUCAAAUGCAAACCCGGUGAGGAGCCUCCGGACGCGUGCGGCGACGCGCCGCCCUGCCCCGACACGUGCGCCUGCUCGGGCGCCGGCCGCGCGCUGCGGGUGGCGUGCGCCCGCGCAGGUCUCGCCGACGUGCCCAGAGACCUGCCGCUCACAACACACGCACUGAUCAUGCCGGACAACAAUCUCGGUCAAAUUAAAUCUGACGGACUAUUCGGGAGACUGCCGGACCUCGCGAAGCUGGACCUGAGGAACAAUGGUAUAACAGUGAUAGAGGACAACGCGUUCGACGGCGCGGUGGCCAUGAGGGAGCUCUCGCUGGAUGGGAACCUGCUGCAGACUGUGGGCGACAAAAUGUUCUUCGGACUGCACAGCCUUACUCUGCUGUCCCUGACUGAUAACAAAAUAAGGUGCAUCACCCCCGGCUCCUUCGACCACCUGACGAUGCUGUCGACUCUUUCGUUGGCCAACAACCCUAUCGCGUGUAACUGUCACAUGUCCUGGUUGCCGGGCUGGUUGCGAGGGCGGCGGCUCUCCUCGGGGGUGACGUGCGCCCUGCCCCUCGGCCUGCGCGGCACUGAGCUCCAACAGCUGGAAGUGGUCGACUUCAAAUGUGCCCCGGACGAGCAGGGCUGCCUCCCGGCGGACUACUGCCCCGAGCGCUGCGCUUGCGCCGGGACCGUGGUGAGAUGUGCUCGAGCCAGACUGACCUCGCUUCCGCCGAGAAUACCGCCCUACACCACGGAACUGUACUUGGAGUCCAACGAGAUCACCAGCAUCUCCUCGGAGCAGGUCCGUCACUUGACGCAGCUGACGAGGCUGGACCUCUCCAACAACAGGAUCGCAGUGCUCUCCAACAACACCUUCGAAGGUCUCAGCAAGCUCUCCACGCUCAUCGUCAGUUACAACAGGCUGAGAUGCGUUCAGCGGGACGCGCUCAAGGGUCUGACGCAGCUCCGCGUGCUGUCUCUCCACGGCAACAACAUCUCCACUCUGGCGGACGGGGUCUUCAGAGACCUCGAAUCCAUAUCACACGUUGCCCUGGGGUCCAACCCCUUGUACUGCGACUGCAGCGCGCGCUGGCUGUCCGAGUGGGUCAAAGUGUCCGGGGAGUAUGUGGAGGCGGGCAUCGCUCGCUGUGUGGCCCCACCGCCCAUGAGGGACAAACUGUUGCUCAGCACAGCUACGAGCGCUUUCGUUUGUAACGGUAACCCCCCACCGGAAGUCGUGUCCAAAUGCGACCGCUGCUACCGGAACCCGUGUCUGAACCAAGGCACGUGUCGCUCCACCGCAUCCGGAGGCUUCGCCUGUUCCUGUGCCCGAGGCUUCCACGGAGAAACUUGUCAGUAUGAGAUAGACGCGUGCUACGGCUCUCCCUGCGCCCAGGGAACCUGCCAGCUGCUGGAAGAGGGGAGGUUCCAUUGUGCGUGUCAUGCUGGAUACACAGGCGUGAGGUGUGAGGUGGACAUUGACGAUUGUGUCGGCCACCGCUGCAAGAACAACGCGACCUGUGUGGACCACCUGGAGGGCUACACCUGCAAGUGCGCUCCAGGUUUCAUGGGCGAGUUCUGCGAGAAGAAGAUACCGUUCUGCACGAGCGGCUUCAACCCUUGCGCCAACGGAGCCUCGUGCGUGGACCUCGGCAGCCACUACACGUGCGCGUGCCCCAAGGGCUACUCGGGACAGAACUGCACUAUCAACGCGGACGACUGUAUGAACCACAUGUGCCAGAACGGCGCUACUUGUAUGGACGGGCUGGACGAGUACCGCUGCGCAUGCGCCGCGGGGUACGCGGGCCGGUACUGCGAGGCGGCGCCCCACGCGGCUCUGGGGACUUCGCCCUGCGCGCACCACGACUGUGUGCACGGAGUCUGCUAUCUGCCGGCCCUGGCGCUACACGAUGACAUCAUGAUGGAGAGACCUCUGCUAGCGCCGCCCGACUACCUCUGCAAGUGCGCGCCGGGAUACUCGGGUCGGUACUGUGAAUACCUGACCUCUCUGACCUUCAACCACAACGACUCUCUCGUCGAACUGGAACCGCUAAGGACCUCGCCGCAAGCUAACGUCACACUCGUUUUUAGCACAAAACAGUUGCACGGAGUCCUCAUGUACUUCGGAGACAACGAACACUUGGCCGUGGAGCUGUUCAACGGAAGAAUUAGAGUUAGCUACGACGUCGGCAACCAUCCCACGUCCACCAUGUACAGCUUCGAAAUGGUGUCCGACGGUAACUACCACAAAGCUGAGCUUUUGGCCAUCAAGAAGAAUUUCACUCUCCGCGUCGACGACGGGCCCGCCAGGUCCAUCAUAAACGAAGGCAGCAACGAAUUCCUCCGCCUGGAGCGCCCGAUGUUCGUGGGAGGUGUGCCGCCGGAUGUCGCCAAGGACGCCUUCAGCAAGUGGCACCUCCGAAACAUAACUAGCUUCAAAGGGUGUCUCAAAGAGGCGUGGAUCAACCACAAACGUGUUGACUUCGUGAACGCAGCUCGAGCGACUCGGACCACCGCGGGUUGCGGGGGCGGAGGCCUAGCCGGGCCCGGGGCCGAGGAGCCCCCGGCGCCCCCGCACGCUCUCCAGGAAGACGGCGCGCACGAACCAGACCCCUGCGUGCCGAAUCCUUGCGCUCGCGGCGGGCGCUGCGUCCGUGAGGCGGGCUCCCGGUCCGACUACACGUGUCGCUGCCGCGCCGGCACCGCGGGGGCGCAGUGCGAGCGCCGAGCGUCCGUUGGCAGUACACCAGUCAUCACUCAGUCGAAACUUCCUCCUCGAAAACAGGUCAUCAACAACGUCCAAGCAUCGCCAGCUGCACCUUCGCCGAAGCAGUAUCCAGACCAAGCCUCUGCACCACAAAUGCCAUCAACUGCAGCCUGCAGAAAGGAAGCGACGCGUGAAUUUAUAACAGAGGGCUCGUGUAGGAGCCGCAGGCCUGUCCGAGGGGCCCGCUGUACCGCCCGGACUGUGGGGCCCGGAGACAGUGGGGGGGCCUGUCCGCGAGCGACGUGCUGCGCUCCAAGGAAGACUAAGAAAAGGAAGAUUCGGCUCGUCUGCUCGGACGGCACGCGGUACACCAAAGACAUAGAGAUAGUGCGGAAAUGCGCCUGCGGGAAGAAAUGUCCAGCGAGGAACACACCAUUCCUACACUAGAUGUAGACAUCCCUUAUACUACGACAUUAUCCUGUACACGCCUUUAUAAACAUCCAAUCCCUCGUGUGUACACACCUUAAGAACGCCGACUUCAUCGUAGCGACCCGAUUUUUAUAAUUGGUUUAAAUCGUACUAAGUAUUUACCAAAAAAAAAAGCGUAACUUAAACUUUAUCAUAUUAAUAUUUUAUUUGAUUAUAUCAAUGACUGUCGAGGCCUAUCACGUAUGGCCUAAAUUGAUAGAAAUACAAUAUUAUCACACACGCUGACUGCCAUUUUAAUUCGUAGAUAUUGUAAUAAUCGUGAAUAUUAAUGUUUUAUAUUUAGACGUAGUGAUGUACCCCGUUAGAUGUAACACUUAAAUAUACUCAAAGAUAAGUAAUUUAUGCAUUUGCUGUUAUACUUGCGCCCUAGAGGCUAAUUUUAAAUAUGGAACUUGAUAUUUUUUUUUAACCGCGAACGCGUGUUGAACCUUAACAUUAUUAUGUGUUCAUUUUAUAUAUCAUUUAGCUAAUUGUUAAGUAAUUCGUAUUUAUAAGUUAGUUUUAAGACGUCUAUAUAAAUUAUUCUCUUUUAAAUUGUAACCUAAGUCUUGCCAUAAAUUAUAUUUUGGUCAAAGUAUCCGCUUUUCUAAGACGCGACCGUAUUCGGCUAUACCACUUUUAGUUUUUAUAAUAGAACUUUUUCGAACGAUCCUCUUUUGUAAAUUAUGGAUUAUUUAUUGAAGUUUAUUUGCUUGUCUCAAUGAAGGCUUGUUUACUGUAAAUUUGUAGUUAAGAUUAUUGUAUAGAAAAAAUAAUUUAGAUGACACGCAUUCCCUAUUUAUUUUCUUAUGUUUUUUUUAUGAACGCAUAAACUCAUCAUUAAUUAUAUAUUUCUUUCAGUAUUAAUAAUUUGUUAUUUAGAGAGAAGUCUAUGGUUUUUUUUUAUAUUAUACACCCAAGUUUAUCGAACGGCACAAUAGCUACCGGUCCAUAAAGAUUUCUCUAUACUAGUGUAAGCUUUAAGUUACAUACCAUAGACAGUACAUGCGCUUUUUAUCGGUAAUAAUUAAAAGGUCAUAUUGUCUAUGAACUUUAUAAUUUAUUUGAUGUAAUAAAAGAGGAUGUUAGAUAAAAAA